Molecule: messenger RNA, 549 nt
Organism: Rosa rugosa (rugosa rose)
Lineage: Eukaryota; Viridiplantae; Streptophyta; Magnoliopsida; Rosales; Rosaceae
Product: pectinesterase inhibitor 2
Exons: 1
Coding region: 1-549 (182 amino acids)
Biological process (GO): negative regulation of catalytic activity
Molecular function (GO): pectinesterase inhibitor activity
Source: RefSeq, a predicted model, not a curated record
AUGGUUUCUUCUUCUCCCUCAGUAGCUUGCAUUGCUGUAAUGUCUUUCAUGGUUCUGAUGAGCACUACUCCCUCCUCUGCUUUUAUCCUAAACAAAGAUAUUUGCUCCAACACCAAGGUCUUGAGUCGCUCUUUUUGUUCAAAAUUUCUGGGUUCUAAUCCGGUUGUGAUCAAGUCCCUCCUUCUCAGCCUCGCUGAGGCCACUAUGGAUGUAGCAUCUUCGAACGCUACAAAGACCAGCCAGCUGAUAAUCAAGUGGCAAAACCAAACAGACAAUCCUCAACUGAAGAAUGCAAUUAGUCUAUGUCCGAGGCCGUACAGUGAAGCCAUUACUGAUCUCAAGGAAGCAAAAGAGAAGGUCAGGUCUGGGGACUAUGUUGCAGUACAACGUGCUGUAGUUGAUGCUUCUAUAAAGUUUCAUGCAUGUGAGGAGAAAUUCGAGGACACGCCACCUGAUCCAUCGCCAUUGUGCAGUACUAGUGGUGAAUUAGCUGCCAUCUCUAGCAUUCUUAUAGCUGUUUCUGAGUUUCUGGUGAAAUCAUAUAAAUGA